Messenger RNA from Camelus dromedarius (Arabian camel), 2473 nucleotides. It is a transcript of the gene ZSCAN31, whose product is annotated as zinc finger and SCAN domain containing 31. Bases 152 to 1459 code for a protein of 435 amino acids. Gene Ontology annotation, biological process: regulation of transcription by RNA polymerase II. Gene Ontology annotation, molecular function: RNA polymerase II cis-regulatory region sequence-specific DNA binding; DNA-binding transcription factor activity, RNA polymerase II-specific. The record is from RefSeq and is a predicted model, not a curated record. The transcript is spliced from 6 exons. Gene Ontology annotation, cellular component: PcG protein complex; chromatin; transcription regulator complex. NCBI's taxonomy places the organism in Eukaryota, Metazoa, Chordata, Mammalia, Artiodactyla, Camelidae.
UCGCGGGUCCGGGCGCCGCUGCCCCCGCGGCGGAUCUGGAGCGUCCCCGGGUCCCGAAGGUGUAUCCUCCUAAAGGAGAUUCAAUUGGGGAUCUUAAAUCAGUUACCCCUUCACUGCAGGCUGGAGUGAGCCCUUCUUAGUUAAUCCCAGAAUGGCUUCAGCAGGGGAGCAGGAUGGACUUAAGGUUGUGAAGGUGGAGGAAGACCCUAUCUGGGAUCAAGAAACCUACCUUCAAAAGAAGAGCUUUUCUGGCCAGGAAGCCUCCCGCCAACUUUUUAGGCACUUUUGUUACCAAGAAACUCCUGGUCCCCGAGAGGCGCUGAGCCGGCUCCGGGAGCUCUGUCACCAGUGGCUCAGGCCAGACACACACACGAAGGAGCAGAUCCUGGAGUUGCUGGUGCUGGAGCAGUUCCUGACCAUCCUGCCUGAGGAGCUCCAGGCCUGGGUGCGGGAGCAUCACCCGGAGAGUGGGGAGGAGGUGGUGGCUGCAGUUGAAGAUCUGGAGCGAGAGCUCAGUGAGCCAGAGAACCAGGUCCUAGAUUGUGAUCAUGGACAUUCUGAAGUGCUCUCAGGGGAUGCAGUGCAUCUGAAGGCCAAGCCGGAAUCAACAGCCAUCCAGCUUCAGUCCAGUGUGACACAGCUCAAAGGUGAACCUUUAGAUCCCCACAAAUUUGCAGAACAAGAUGGUGAAACCAUACUUGAAAACCAUGAUUCAGCAUCAAAACAAGAAGUCUUAAAAGAAAUGGGACAUUUAGAGAAUAGCAGACUGCAAAGAGAUGUUCCUCUAGAUUCUAAGCACAGAGAAACUUGUAAACAUGGGAGCAGGGCAGAAAAACAGAGGGGACGCCCCGCUGGAGAGAGACAUCACAGGUGCAAUGAAUGUGGGAAAAGCUUUAUUCAGAGUUCCGUUCUCAUUCAGCACUGGAGAAUCCACAGUGGGGAGAAGCCAUAUGAAUGUGAAGAAUGUGGAAAGACCUUCAGUCAGAGGUCAGGCCUGAUUGAACAUCAGCGAAGCCACACUGGAGAGAAACCCUAUCAAUGUAAGGAGUGUGGGAAAGCCUUCAGUGCCAGCAAUGGCCUCAUUAGACACAGGAGGAUCCACACAGGGGAAAGACCAUAUGAAUGUGAAGAGUGUGGGAAAGCCUUCCGCCUGAGCUCAUACCUUGUGCAGCACCAGAGGAUACACACUGGAGAGAAGCGCUAUCGCUGUAACGAGUGUGGGAAAGCCUUCAGUCAGAACGCGGGGCUUUUUCAGCAUCUCCGAAUCCACACUGGGGAGAAACCCUAUCAGUGCAGUCAGUGCAGUAAAAGCUUUAGUAGGCGAACGCUGCUUAUGAAACAUCAGAGAAGCCACACUGGAGAGAGACCGUAUGCGUGUGAUGAGUGUGGGAAAGCCUUCAGUCAUCACUGCAACCUCAUCAGGCACUUUAAAAUCCAUACCGUUGCCAAACAGGACUAAUCCCAUGGACCACCAGGGCCCCUAAAUGGGGCCAUCUUGGAAAGUAAGAUUUCAAGUGGCUUAUUUUGUUCUUAUCAAAUUUACUUUGCUUUGGAAUGCACAGCUUUUCUGCAGACCAGGUGCUGGUGUCUCCUGGGUGGAUGACUGUAUCGGCGGUUGCCAGGAAGCCUUCUUUUUCCCUAUCCCGUGGUUCAUUUCCAAUGAUGUCCCUUAAAGAGACCAACUCUUACCUGGAAAUAAAUUGUAUGGAGCAGCCGUUAUUGAAUAACACUUAAUACUAAACAACUCUAAGUAACUAGUAUUUGUGUAUGCUUUUUUAAGAUUGGAUAAAUUCAAAGGACAUUCAGAGCCUCAUUGACAGUGACAUGAUGGACUUUCAGUGCCUGUGAUCCGAGGACCAUUGAGAGGAGAAGGGAUGUUCAGGCAGUGCGCAGGGCACUCAGCCAGUUGGCAUCUGCUGAGCCCCGCUCUGGGCCAGCGGGCACUGUGAUGGGGGCUUGGAACACUUCAGUGAACCAUACCAGAGGAAAACAAUAAACAAUUCUCCAGCACUGUCACUGCCUCCUCCCCACUCUCCAGAGGAUACUCCUGCACACAGGCCUGGAGCUCCUCAGGCAGGAUGGUCAGGAACUGCUCCAGCACCAGCAGCUCCAGGAUCUGCUCCUUGGUGUGGGUCUCUGGCCUCAGCCAUCGAUGACAAAGUUCCCGGAGUCGGGCCAGAGCCUCUCGGGGCCCGGUGACCUCCUGGUAGCAGAACUGCCGGAAGCGCAGGCGGCACAGCUCCAGAGUAUGGGAGCUGCACCUCUGCUCCCAUGUGGGAUCUUCCUCCUUCACUUUCACAAGGCUGUCUCCAUCUUCAGGGAUGGGGCGUGGCAAAGCUUCAUCCAUGCUGAGCUUAAAGGCUGAAAAAAGGUUCACUUCACUGGGGUCUAUGCAAAGAAAUGUUUUUCCAAAUGUGUCUGAGGCAUAAGAAUUGAUCAGUAACCUGAAAAUUAUAAGAGCUUCAAAACUCUG